Messenger RNA from Durusdinium trenchii, 1863 nucleotides. NCBI's taxonomy places the organism in Eukaryota, Dinophyceae, Suessiales, Symbiodiniaceae. The record is from the annotation of a GenBank genome assembly.
CAGCAAUGUGAAGAAGAGAUGCUUCAAAUGUUUCAUGGCCCAUGAAAAGACCUUCCGAGUGCGAGCAUGCAACGCCCAAACUUGUGGAUACACAGCAGGCGGGAAGGGAUGCCUUGCAGUUGGAGGAUGUGAAGUCGUUCUACACUCUGCUCAACCACCGAGAGGCUAUCCGAAAAGGCCGCUUGGAGGGCCUGCAUGGCCGCCACCUUUACGACACCUUGACGGAGGAUGCCGGUGGAUUCGCUGAGUACCUGCGGCGAUACAAAUCCACCAACGUGCACCGAUGGCAUGAUGCCACCACCAAGGGCUUGCAUGCGUUUUGUGCCGCGGAGAAGCGACGGGUUUUGUGCUGCAAAUCCAAAAGAGACGAGGAACAGUUGAAGCAACAACUGGUUUUGAACUUCGCAGUGUGGCGCUUCAUCGGUGGAACGGUGGCCUUUGCAGGCGAAGUCGGUUUCCUGAGAGACUGGGGAGACAGAGAAAAAGACCUCAUUCGAAAGGUGAUCCAAAGAGGGUUUGAAGACAAGCGGCUCCCAACCUUGCUGUCAAAUGCAUACAGCUGGCCUCGCAAAAUGCGAGAGGCUUUGACACGUGGACAUGUCGAUGCUGACACCCUGACAAUGGUACUGCGCAAUGAAGGGAAAAAGAUGUUGAAAGGCACAGCCGUAUAUGACGUCACUUUGGUCGGAAAGUUCAACACGCUUGACCAGUUGUGGAAGGUUUCCAAGCAGGUCGUUGAAGCAGCCAAGUGCAACCAAGAUGGUCGCAGCAGCAUGGAGCGGGUGGCGGCCGUUUUGCUUGACGUCCCCUAUUUCGGCAAUGGCCAGGGCGUCCAACGUCGGCCCUCGUUUUUUGCGAAGGAGUUGAUCCAAGAUCUGUUGGAUACCCCGGUUUUUCAGGGAGGCAGAACUCAAGUCGAGGACCACUUCACCUUUUGCCCUGUGGGGCCUGGAUCCAUCAAGGGCUUGCAACUAGUGUUUAGGCGAACCGAGAUUCAGCCUUCAGAAACCCUGCCAAUGAUGCAGGCACUCUGGAGCUAUGCAGGGGACUAUUUUCACGGCGAUCCUGAUGCACUUGAACUCCACGACAUUCAAUUCCAACUUUGUGAGUACCAAAAGAAGUUCAACACGUGUUCUCAUCGGCUGUAUUCCGCUGUCAGUGAUGAUGACCCUGGUGGGCCCAUGUUACAUUGGACACGGGACUUCAUUUUGCAACGCCUCCAGGAGAUGCUGUAUUUGACAGAAAAGCUUUUAACGGACUUCGAGACAGAUCCAACACCUGUGAGGAGCCUCGCCAAGGAGCUCUGCACUUGGUUGGGUCUUUCCUUUCGUCCAAGUGGGUCCACCGCCUUAAUUCAUGGCGACUUGGUGGUUCUCCAAGACGUGAAGAGCGAAGAAUACUAUUCCACAACCGCCAACGGAAUGCUGAUCAAGGUGUGCAACCCGUCAGACGCUGCAAGAUUCCGUGUCACGAUCGACGAGAAGAGGCUGGGCCCGCUGGGGCGCAUCAGCUUCGGAGAUGCGAUCUUUCUGGAGACGGGCCGUUGCAAGCAGCUGUCAUGGUGGACGCGCAAAGGCUGUUUUGCAGCUAGGGUAGACAAACGGUUUGCUUUAAGUAACCGCUUGACCUUGGAACCCAUGAAGCCCAGUGAGCAGUGGGAUGAACCUUACGUGCAGCUGAAUGAACCGGUCAAUUUGAAGAUGUUCGUUGAAUCAACGGGUCAAGGCCAGCAGGAAAUCCCCAAGGAACCAAUUCGCUUAAGCAGACCCAUGGAGGUCUCUGAGCGAGAAGAACACAUCAUGAACAUCGCACAAAGCUUGUGGAGUGAACUGCGAAAGCGCAGACGGACACGGAAGUAGAAGA